UUUUCUUCUUCGUGCAGUUCAUCCCCUUUAAUUUUUUCUCAAAAACAAAAAAAAAUGCCUCGCAUAGACAGGAUCAGUGCGUUGCAUGACGAUUUGCUGUUGAAUAUAUUGUCUCAAGUCCCAACAAAAGAUGCAGUGACCACCAUGGUUUUGUCCAAAAGAUGGUGUUUGGUCUGGACGAUGGUGCCUAAACUUGAAUACGACGAUACAAGCAAAGAAGGGAGAAAGAGCCUUUGGCGCUUAGUUGACAAGUUUUUGCAACUCCACAAAGCACCUGUACUAGAAAGCUUGCGUAUCCAAGCUGAACGCCAGUUUACGGACGAUGCAGAUGUUCGAAAGUGCGUCUCAUACGCUGUUGACCACAACGUUCGAGAGCUAGUUCUUAUUAUAACAUCCCUUAUUUUACCAACUCAACCAAAGAUCCUGCUGCUACCAUCGAACUUUUACACCUCCAAAACACUAGUGAAUCUGACUCUAUCAUUUAGUGCUCUCGUAGUUGAUGUUCCUUCCCUAGCUUGCUUUCCUUUGCUUCAGACACUGGCCCUUCUCAAGGUUGUGUUUAAAGAUGAAAGCUCUCAUGUUAGGCUUCUAGCGAAUUGCCCUGCGCUCAGUUAUUUGCGUGUGAACCGAUACUUUGGUGACAAUGUGAAAACUUUCAUUGUGAAAGUUCCUUCUUUAAAGAGUUUUACAUACACGCAAAAUGACAGAAGAGCUUCUAGGUCCUUGGUUUUAGACUCCACUGGAUUACGACACCUUAUUAUAUUUGAUUAUGGAGACCUUGGCUCGAUCCAGAACAUGCCUCACCUUGAGACGGCUUAUGUUGGACACUUGGUUCGUCAGCCAAAUGAGAAGUUUCUAAGAUCUUUUUCCUCUGUCGGGAGUCUCUAUUUGAGAUUGAUGGACGUAACUAUUUUGAGUAUCCUUCUUGUUAUGUGAUGCUCUAUUUGAUGUGUUAUACUUAUGUUGUUCAAUGUAAUUCAAC
Messenger RNA from Brassica rapa (field mustard), 982 nucleotides. RefSeq names its product putative FBD-associated F-box protein At1g05080. Gene Ontology annotation, molecular function: protein binding. NCBI's taxonomy places the organism in Eukaryota, Viridiplantae, Streptophyta, Magnoliopsida, Brassicales, Brassicaceae. The record is from RefSeq and is a predicted model, not a curated record.